Molecule: messenger RNA, 942 nt
Organism: Owenia fusiformis
Lineage: Eukaryota; Metazoa; Annelida; Polychaeta; Sabellida; Oweniidae
Source: the annotation of a GenBank genome assembly
AUUUCACAAGCAGCUCCAAACGUGACAAUGGCUGACGAAGAUAAUGAGCCUCAAACAUUCGAUGAAGAUUUGGAUGACCUAGAAGAUGAAGAACCUUUAGACGAAGUUGAAAAUGCUGAUGGCCAGCAGGAAAAUAUUGAUGUUCUCCCAGCUGAUGAAGCGACACUUAGGGUAGCCCCAGAAAAACGUAUGACAACACCAUACAUGACAAAAUAUGAGAGAGCACGAACAUUGGGUACUAGAGCUCUUCAAAUAGCUAUGUGUGCUCCUGUUAUGGUUGAGCUGGAAGGAGAAACAGAUCCUCUACAGAUAGCUAUGAAAGAACUUAAGGCACGCAAAGUACCGAUUAUAAUUAGGAGAUAUUUGCCAGAUGGAAGUUUUGAGGAUUGGGGUAUUGAUGAACUGAUAAUCCCAGAAUAUUGACCCUGGCUCAUACCAGAUGUCAUCAAAUUCAUCAUUCCGCCAAACUCUUCACCACUCACAAAGUUUGGCUUCAUUUUCCUGGUACAAGGACAGAUAAACAAAGCAAAAGGGACAAAAGUGUCAAACAAAUCAAUUUUUACUUCAAACAUUCUGUUUCUUUGUUGGCCCAGGAAUGUUCAAUUUAUAUGCAAUUCAAAUAAAUGGUUCGCCUAGGGCUUUAUUUGAUACCACUGUAACAAUAGCAUCUUAUUUCCGAUAUUUUCGUAUUUUGGUGAUUUUUUAUAUCAUGGAUACCUGAAAAUUAAGCGGGGCACCUCGUUAACCCAUAUUACAGUCAGUUGUCUUGACAUAAUCUGUAACUGUAAUCUGUAAUUAUGGUAACUGAGUGUUACUUUAAAAAUAUGAAGGAUACAUAUGCAUGUAUUUCAAUAAAUAUAAAAACGGUAUCAGGAAAAUAUUUACAUUUUCAUCUGUAUAUAUGUCACAUAAUAUUAUAGUAUGUCUUAUAAUAAACUUGAU